Molecule: messenger RNA, 3319 nt
Organism: Empidonax traillii (willow flycatcher)
Lineage: Eukaryota; Metazoa; Chordata; Aves; Passeriformes; Tyrannidae
Gene: MINDY2
Product: MINDY lysine 48 deubiquitinase 2
Exons: 9
Coding region: 1-1644 (547 amino acids)
Biological process (GO): protein K48-linked deubiquitination
Cellular component (GO): cytosol; cell periphery
Molecular function (GO): K48-linked deubiquitinase activity; cysteine-type carboxypeptidase activity; cysteine-type deubiquitinase activity
Source: RefSeq, a predicted model, not a curated record
AUGGAGAGCCUGGCGCAGCCCCCGCCGCCCCCGGGCUCGCUGCAGACGGGCGGCGGGGGCGCUGCCGGCCGGCUCCGCCUGGGAGAGGCGGCGGCGGGCGGCGAGGGCGGCUGCGGGGAGGCCGAGGAGGGCGGCGGGCGGCGCAGCCCUUCCCCUCCGCCAGCCCCCGCUCCCGCCGCGGCCGCUCGCACCGCGUCCCCCGCCCGGGCCGCGGAGGGCGGCGCGGGGCUGGCGGUGCCCGCGAGCCCCGGGACGGCGCCCGGCUCGGAGAGCGGUCCCGCGGGAGCCGGCUCCGGGAGCAGCGGCGCUCCCAGCCCGCCGGGGGAGGAGUCCCGCAGCUUGGACUCGCUGGAGUCCUUCUCCAACCUGCACUCCUGCUGCCCGAGCAGCUCCGAGCUCAACAGCGACGCCGACGAGGCGGUGGUGGCCGGGGCCUCCUCGGGGGCCCCGGCGGCGGAGCCCGAAGAGGACAGGCCGGCGGCGGGCUCGCAGCUCCUGUCCGCCUCCAAGGAGCGCUUCCCGGGGCAGUCGGUCUAUCACAUCAAGUGGGUGCGCUGGAAGGAGGAGAACACUCCCGUCAUCACCCAGAACGAGAACGGCCCCUGCCCGUUGCUGGCCAUCAUGAACGUGCUGCUCCUGGCCUGGAAGAUUAAGUUGCCACCAAUGAUGGAAAUCAUUACGGCUGAACAGCUGAUGGAAUAUUUGGGAGACUAUAUUCUUGAUGCAAAACCUAAAGAGAUAUCUGAAAUUCAGAGACUUAACUAUGAGCAGAACAUGAGUGAUGCCAUGGCAAUUCUCCAUAAGCUGCAGACGGGUCUGGAUGUCAAUGUCAAGUUUACGGGUGUUCGAGUGUUUGAAUACACACCUGAGUGCAUAGUGUUUGAUCUUCUUGAUAUCCCCUUGUACCAUGGAUGGUUGGUGGAUCCUCAGGUUGCUGACAUAGUAAAAGCAGUUGGUAACUGCAGUUACAAUCAGCUGGUGGAGAAGAUCAUUUCUUGUAAACAGUCAGACAACAGUGAACUGGUUAGUGAAGGGUUUGUUGCUGAGCAGUUUCUAAAUAACACAGCUACACAAUUGACAUACCAUGGACUGUGUGAGUUGACUUCAGCUGUCCAGGAGGGAGAGCUUUGUGUGUUCUUCAGGAACAACCAUUUUAGCACCAUGACCAAAUACAAGGGUCAGCUUUACCUGCUGGUGACAGACCAGGGCUUUCUUACAGAAGAGAAGGUUGUCUGGGAAAGCUUGCACAAUGUGGAUGGGGACGGGAAUUUCUGUGACUCUGAAUUCCACCUACGGCCUCCAUCAGACCCUGAGACUGUCUACAGAGGGCAGCAGGAUCAAAUAGAUCAGGAUUAUCUGAUGGCAUUGUCUCUACAACAAGAGCAGCAAAGUCAAGAGAUUAACUGGGAACAAAUCCCAGAAGGAAUCAGUGACCUCGAGCUAGCCAAGAAGCUCCAGGAAGAGGAGGACAGGAGAGCUUCUCAGUACUAUCAGGAACAAGAACAAGCAGCUGCUCAGGUCCAGCAGGUGCAAGGUGCUGCUUCUCCAGCCAGCGCGAGACAAUCCGGGAGUAACGAACGCAAACGGAAAGAGCCUCGGGAGAAGGAGAAGGAAAAGGAGAAGAAUAGCUGUGUUCUCCUGUAACAGAACAUGGAUUCAGUCUGGAGCCAAGUGCAUGUCCUCAGAAGCAAAAACAAGGAGUACAAAGGAAGACAAACCUGUUACACGCCGCCUGUGCCUGAUUACCCCAUGGAUUUCGUUCCUGUUCCAAGAGGAUGGAUGACUUUGUUACAAUCACACAGACUUCCUUCAAAGUCAGAGUGCGAGCUGCCCACGAGGGAAUUCCAAAUCACAGUUGGACGCAGCUGUGCUUUGAGUUAGUCAUACAAAUACUGCACCUUGUAGCUGAACACACCAAUCAUGGCAAGUCCUGUGUCCCAGUGACAUCCAUUCCUGUCCAUCAGUCAGUAAGCUAUCUUCUCUUCUACACCAAACAAGGGAGGUCAUUCAUUUUGGGCAGGGCUUUUCCCUGAAGUCUGUACAUGAGCACAACAGAAUUCUGUGUUAUUUUCCUGGUAUGAGGCUGUACCUUAGCUGGGUACAGCCUUCAUGACACAAGAGCCCAAGUAACAGCUGGGCACUGCCUCCUCGGUGUGUCCAGGUUUCUUUGCUUCUGGAUCUGGUAUGUUCUUCUUCUGAACCCAGAUUUAUACUGUGUUACUGCUCUCACUGCAUCUCCUGGCCAGCUUUCUCGCCCCAAGAGUAUGUGACUUGAUAGGCAUCAUACAAAAAUUGUCAUAUAAAAAUGGGGCAUUUAUUAAUAAGCAAGAUGAAUAUUGUUUGCUUUUCUUGCAAUUACAAACUGGGUAUGGCAACUCAGAUGUUAUCAGGGUUAAACAAGUAAUUUUAUAGGUAACUUCUUUUUCUUUUAUAAUUUUUUUCUCUGUAGGUAAACUGGACCAGAUAAGCUUUUAUUUAUUGACCUCUCCAUAUGAUAGAUGAAUGAUGAGAGGAAACUAAGGUCUAUAAUAAUCCUUAUAUUCUAUAUAAGAAUGCAGAGUUAAAAUAACUAACUAUCUGCCUUUUUUCCAGAAGUACCUUGAACUUUAACAUGACGUUAAGGUGUCCACUUGUGUAUUUCAGCAAGUGCACUGUAGUUAAAAACACACUUUUUUUGUUUGUUUUAUAAAUCAUGUAUUCUUAAAAUAAGCACACUUCUGAAGGGUGAGAGAGGAGUGAAGCUGCUCUCUAAGAUGGGUUGGAAGGUGGUCAGGUGUAGUAUUUUGGUUUUUAAAUCACUAAUUUAGAAUUUUUGGAAACCAGAUUUUUCUAAUUUAUGGGGAACCAAAUAAACAUGUUGUGUCUUGUAGUAUUUAUAGAAUGCAGAAACCGAACACUUGAUGAAUUUUGAGGGAACCACAAACCUUCCUCCACUUCCAUGAAAUCAGUAACAAUUACCUUCUUGGUGAACCUUUUGAUAAAAAUUUCUAUUUAGCAAUAUGUAGAUACUUUUGAAAAAGGCUGCUUCUCCUGGGCCAGUUGUGUUCAUGCUCUCAGCCUUAGCACUCAUACACAGGAACCUGGGAAAGCCAAGGCAGCCAGGUGGAAUGGGACAUUCCUGGUUUCAGGAGUCUGGAGAGUGUCCCUUGGAAGAGGGUGUCUAAUGCAGGUCCACCAGUAAAAAGCUGUUUUAAAAUGAUUUCCAGCAGACUUGCUCUGUGAUGGCAACCAGUCAUCACACAAAUCUUUUAUCCACCCAGAAGGAAAAUUAGAUAAAGGAAGAAUGUCUUAUUAACUAAAGGGCCAAUUUUUAUCACUU